Molecule: messenger RNA, 2792 nt
Organism: Centruroides sculpturatus (bark scorpion)
Lineage: Eukaryota; Metazoa; Arthropoda; Arachnida; Scorpiones; Buthidae
Product: transcription initiation factor TFIID subunit 2-like
Exons: 23
Biological process (GO): transcription initiation at RNA polymerase II promoter
Cellular component (GO): transcription factor TFIID complex
Molecular function (GO): chromatin binding; RNA polymerase II general transcription initiation factor activity; transcription cis-regulatory region binding
Source: RefSeq, a predicted model, not a curated record
AGAGGGGUGCUCAUAUGUUUACCUAUGGUCAUGAAAAUUCAUCAAGAUUGUGGUUUCCUUGUGUGGAUUCAUAUUCAGAGCCAUGUACAUGGAAAAUGGAGUUCACUGUUGAUUCUUCAAUGGUGGCUGUUUCAUGUGGAGAUCUUGUAGAAACUGUUUUUACAUCAGAUAUGAGGAAAAAGACGUAUCAUUAUUAUCUUUCUGUUCCAACUUGUGCUCCAAAUAUUGGAUUAGCUGUUGGACCAUUUGAAAUAUUGGUUGAUCCCUACAUGCAUGAAGUUACACAUUUUUGCUUACCACAAUUAUUACCACUUUUGAAACAUUCUACAUAUUUUUUGCAUGAGGCAUUUGAAUUCUAUGAAGAAUUAUUAUCAAGUCGUUAUCCUUACUCUUGUUAUAAACAAGUUUUUGUUGAUGAGGCAUAUGUUGAUGCAAAACCAUAUGCUACCUUAACCAUUCUUAACACAAACUUGCUUCAUUCGCGACACAUCAUUGAUCAGACGUAUUUGUCUCGUAAAAUUAUGUCUCAUUCUGUAGCUGAACAGUUUUUUGGUUGUUUUAUCAGCAUGUAUUCAUGGUCAGAUGUAUGGCUUCCAAAAGGAAUAUCAUCUUAUUUAGCAGGACAGUAUUAUAAAAAAGCAUUUGGUAAUAAUGAAUAUCGUUAUUGGAUACAUAAGGAUCUACAAGAUGUAAUAGCAUAUGAACAAAAACAUGAUGGUAUAAUAUUAGACUGUAGUGCUAUGCCUUCUGGAUCUGUUUCAAAUUCUGGAAAAGAAGGGAGUUUCUAUUUUCCAACUAAACAUUUACAUACAACUUCACCUAAAUAUAAUCAGAUACUAUGGAAAAAAUCUCAUUUGGUUAUUCGGAUGUUAGAAGACAGGCUUGGGAGAGAAUUAUUAUUACAGGUUUUUAAUAAGCUGUUGUCUUUAGCAAGUUCAGCUGCUCAACAGAAAGUUACUAGUAAUGUUUGGUUUAACAUGUUACAUGUUUUUGGAAUUAAACUUUUUAUGAAAUUAUAUAUAUUUUUAUUAUAGUUUCAGAAAGCUAUUUUUACUGUUACUGGAAAAGAUAUCAAGACUUUUCUUGAGCAAUGGGUAAGACAAGGUGGUCAUGCAAAAUUCCAUGGCACUUUCAUUUUUAACAGAAAGCGAAAUACUGUUGAAUUAGAAAUUAAACAACAGGAUCUUCAGUCCAAAGGAAUUAGAAGAUACGUGGUUAGUAAAUUUGAAUAUUAUUUAUCUUUAAUUAAUGAUAGAGUAAUACUUAAGAAUCAUUAUAAAAAAUGGGGUUUGAGAAGAAUAAAUAAAAAGAAGAAAAUUCCUCUUUGUACAGGAGAAGAAGUUGAUAUGGAUCUUAGUGCCAUGGAUGCAGACUCACCAGUGUUAUGGAUAAGAAUAGAUCCAGAAAUGCAUCUGAUGAGAGAAGUGGUAAUGGAACAACCAGAUUAUCAAUGGCAGUACCAGUUAAGAUAUGAAAGAGAUGUCACUGCACAAAUUGAAGCUAUAGAAGCACUUAAAAAAUAUCCUACUCCUGCCUCUCGUUUAGCCUUAACAGAUACAAUUGAAAAUGAACACUGUUUUUAUCGUGUUCGAUGUGAAGCAGCUUUGUGUCUCAGAAAGGUAGCAAAUUCAAUGUUAGCUACAUGGACUGGACCACCUGCUAUGAUUACAAUUUUUCGAAAGAUGUUUGGGUCUCAUUCAUGUCCAAAUAUAAUUCGUCAAAAUAAUUUUUCAAAUUUCCAGCAUUAUUUUUUACAAAAGACAAUACCUCGAGCAAUGGCAGAAUUAAGAACAGUCCAUGGUAUUUGCCCUCCAGAAGUGUUAAGCUUUCUAUUAGAUUUAUUUAAAUACAAUGACAACAGUAAAAACAAAUAUUGUGACAAUUAUUACAGAGGUGCUUUAAUAGAAGCUCUUGGUGAAACUGUUACACCUAUUUUAUCUGUUAUUACUCAGACAGGACAACCUGUAUCUGCUGAUUCUCUUUCGUCAGAUACAAAGCUCAUAUUGGAAGAAAUUACUCGAUGCCUUAAUUUAGAAAAAUUGUUAUCGUGUUAUAAAUAUACAGUUACAGUUAGUUGUCUUAGAGCAAUUCGACGUUUGCAAAUGAUGGGCCAUUUGCCAAGUAAUCCAACAUUAUUUCAAGAAUAUUCUGCAUAUGGAAAUUUUAUUGAAGUUAGACUUGCUUCAUUAGAAGCACUAGUUGAUUUUACUAAAGCUGAUGGAAAAUCUGAAGAUUUAAAUUUUUUAAUGGAUAUUAUUGAAAAUGAUCCAGUCCCUGAAGUUAGAUAUCAUACACUUAGGAUGCUGACUGAAAAUCCGCCAUUCACAAAGAAAGAUCAUAGUCACUUAAAUACAGAAGAAUUAGUAGAAAGAUUAUGGAAAUUGAUGAAUAGUGGUUCAUCACAUGAUUCGAGGAUAAGAUGUGCAGCGGUGGAUUUGUAUUAUAUUUUAUACGGUCGUAAUAGGCCUUCUUGUCUUCCUAUUCCAGAACUUGCAAUGGUAUUAAAUUUGAAAGAAAAGAAAGCUAGAGUAAAUCCUGCUAUAGCAUCAGAAGAAAUUGACAUGCCUCUUGAACCAAUGGAAGUAGAAGAAAUAGUAGAAACAUCAGAAGUAGAAUUACCAGUAAUUGAAGAAGUUGUGGAUGUUGUGGAUACAAAAGCAGAAACUUACAUUUAUGUGGAUGAAAAGAAAGAUGGUAAUAUACCAGUAAUAGAAGAAAGGAUAAUUGAUCCAUGUGAUUUUAAAAUUGAACCCAUGGCAGAUGAAGAAGAAGCUAAAAAAAAUAAAGUUAAG